Messenger RNA from Scylla paramamosain (green mud crab), 1598 nucleotides. RefSeq names its product sulfotransferase 1 family member D1-like. Gene Ontology annotation, biological process: sulfation. Lineage: Eukaryota; Metazoa; Arthropoda; Malacostraca; Decapoda; Portunidae. The record is from RefSeq and is a predicted model, not a curated record. Gene Ontology annotation, molecular function: sulfotransferase activity. The coding region runs from base 295 to 1494 and encodes 399 amino acids. Gene Ontology annotation, cellular component: cytoplasm. The transcript is spliced from 10 exons.
GAGUUGCCGAUCCAAAGGCCUGGCUCAGGAGUGAUCCUGUGCCACCUGUACCAUCAAGAUCAAGAUCAAGAGAACAUCAAGAUCAAGAUCUAAAACGAAAACAUUGCAGCUUGUUAGAACACCGGCGGCCGUUAUGUGACACUUUAGGACAUCAGCACUCAGUAACCAGUGCGUGACAGCUUGCAUCUUUGGAAAUAAACGACCAGUAACGCCAGCAGAUAUCAGAGACGUGCUUGUGCAAUGUAGUCAGGCAGACAAGGAACGCUGCUGUCACCGCGACUCACGUUUACCACAAUGUUGCCAAGGAUGCUAUUCAUCCAUGCCACCAGACAAAUAUUCCUGGGAGGGAAGGGUGUAGGGCAGCCCAGCAUGUGGAGAUGCUACCGCCCUCUGCCGUUUCCUCAUGUUGAGACAUUACACAGGUUCAGCAGCACCAGCAUUCAGGACCCCAGCCUGAGAAGGUUACGUCUGUACAAGCGAAUUUUUGCAAUUUCUCUGUUUGGGGGAACACUUUUCGCUGCCUGGUACCUUAAGAAGCAGAAAGGAGUGAAGCUUAAAAUACUACUGGAGGAUUUCACAAGAAUUCCAGUUGAUGAUUCACUCUUUGGCUCUCCGGUUUCAUUAUACAGGCACAAAGGAUACAUCUUUCCUGGUCAGCUGGUGAUGUCAGGUGUGUUCAAGGAAUUACAUGAUUUCCAGUUCAGGCAAGAGGAUCUUCUAGUUGCCAGUUAUCCCAAAGCAGGCACAACAUGGGUACAGGAGAUUGUGUACAUGCUAGCACACGGCUGUCAGAAGACUAAUGAAAGUUCAGAAAUUUUGGAGACAAGAUUUCCAUACCUUGAAUAUCCUUAUCCAGGAAUUAAAUCUCUUGUUCUCAAAAAGGAAAAGAGGUUUAUCAAGACUCACUUGCCCAUCAGUCUCUUACCCACUUCUUUUGAAAACAGCGGCGCCAAGUUAAUUUACAUCGCAAGGAAUCCUCGAGAUACAGCAAUAUCAUACUUUUACUUCAUGCAGCUUCUUACUCAGUGUGAUUACCAAGGAACUCUCUCCAGUUUCAUUGACAUGUUCCUCUCAGAUAAAGCAAUGUACAGUCCAUAUUUUGGUCAUGUCCUUGGGUACUGGGAAGCUCGACACAACCCCAACAUCCUCUUUGUUACCUAUGAAGAACUUCAUCAGAACCCACAGAAGAUUAUUAGAAAAAUAGCAGAGUUCCUCAGUAUUGAUGUCAGUGAUGUGGAAGUGAACCAUGUAGCAGAAAACACGUCCUUCCCAUGCAUGGCAGCAAAUCCAAGCGUUAACUAUGAACACUGGAAAGAUUUUGGAUUUGCUUUCAAAGAUAAGGGGACAUUUCUUCGUAAAGGUAAGAUUGGAGAUUGGCAGAGGCACCUGAGCAGCAGUCAAGUAGCAGCCUUUGAAGAAUGGGAAAACAAGCAUUUGAAGGAUUCAGACCUAAAGUUCACCUAUGUAAUUCCUGCUCAAAAUGAUGUACAGUGACUGCAGGUCCUGCAGGUCAUCCUGUGAGCUGACAUCAGAAUUACACUUAUGUAAACAGCUGUUCAGUGGAGACAAUGUAUAUUUACAAUAAAAAUAUAACACUU